Neopsephotus bourkii (Bourke's parrot) is the source of this 1784-nucleotide messenger RNA. It is a transcript of the gene HNF4G, whose product is annotated as hepatocyte nuclear factor 4 gamma. Bases 491 to 1714 code for a protein of 407 amino acids. Lineage: Eukaryota; Metazoa; Chordata; Aves; Psittaciformes; Psittacidae. The record is from RefSeq and is a predicted model, not a curated record. Gene Ontology annotation, biological process: anatomical structure development; cell differentiation; regulation of transcription by RNA polymerase II. Gene Ontology annotation, molecular function: RNA polymerase II cis-regulatory region sequence-specific DNA binding; zinc ion binding; nuclear receptor activity. The transcript has 11 exons.
UGAUGCUUGGGCUGAGGCUGCUGCCCUGUCGCCAUUGAGCAAAGUUAAUUCCCCCCUCCCCGCUCUCCACAUACACACGAUCUCUCCUCCUCCUUCCCUCUACAGCAUAUGGUAAAGACGGUGCCAGCCGCACCAAACAAGUCACGCAGCCCAGCGCCGGGACGCCCGAGGGGAGCCGGGGGGUGCGGGGAGGCAGGAAGCCCGGGGGAUGCCGUCUCCCUGAGCCGCGACCGCGCCGCCGGAGGCCGAGGGACGGGGUGGCCCCGCCGGUAAGUUCCCGGGAGCUGAAGGCGCCGACGGCCGGCAGGUGACACCGCCCCGCGCACCCUGCGUAGCCCGCCGCGCCGGAGGGGGCAGGCGUGCAAGGUAUUACAUAGAGGAUGGAAAAACAGCCUAGGAAAUCAGCCUUCCCUCAUCUGUAUAUGGAGAACUGAAGAUUCUGUACAGUGUUGUGUUCUUUUUUGAAUACAGUUCAGGAGACACUGUCAACAUGAAUGCCACUGACAAUGGGGUCAAUAGUCUCUGUGCAAUAUGUGGAGACCGAGCGACUGGAAAACAUUACGGUGCUUCAAGCUGUGAUGGAUGCAAGGGAUUCUUUAGACGCAGUAUACGGAAAAAUCAUGUCUAUACAUGCAGAUUUAACCGGCAAUGUAUUGUUGACAAGGACAAAAGGAAUCAAUGCAGAUAUUGUCGUUUAAAAAAGUGUUUUCGAGCAGGAAUGAAAAAAGAAGCUGUACAAAAUGAACGGGACAGGAUAAGCACAAGAAGAAACACUUUUGAUGGGUGCAACAUCCCCUCUAUUAGCACACUGUCACAAGCUGAGACACUCUCCCGUCAGAUCUCAAUCUCCAGUCCUGGUGCUAGCACUGACAUAAAUGUUAAGAAAAUUGCUGGUAUUAGUGAUGUCUGUGAAUCUAUGAAGCAACAACUUUUGGUCCUGGUGGAAUGGGCUAAAUAUAUUCCAGGCUUCUGUGAAUUACCACUGGAUGACCAGGUUGCCUUGCUAAGAGCACAUGCUGGGGAACACCUGUUGCUUGGGGCAGCAAAACGGUCCAUGGCAUAUAAGGACAUUUUACUUUUAGGCAACAAUUACAUAAUCCAUCGCAACAGUACCGAAGUAGAGAUCAGCCGAGUGGCAAAUCGGAUUCUAGAUGAAUUAGUCCGACCCUUCCAGGAAAUUCAAAUAGAUGACAAUGAGUAUGCUUGCUUGAAAGCGAUCGUGUUUUUUGAUCCAGAUGCAAAAGGCUUGAGUAAUCCAAUGAAGAUUAAGAACAUGAGGUUCCAAGUCCAAAUCAGUUUAGAGGAUUAUAUUAAUGACCGUCAGUAUGACUCCCGAGGAAGAUUUGGAGAACUUCUGCUUCUACUGCCUACACUUCAGAGCAUCACUUGGCAAAUGAUUGAGCAAAUACAGCUGGUUAAACUGUUUGGAAUUGUUAAAAUCGACAGUUUGCUUCAAGAAAUGUUACUGGGAGGUACUUCUAAUGAUGCUAGUCAUCUACAUCAUCCAAUACAUCCUCACUUAGCCCAAGAUCCAUUAACGGGCCAAACUAUCCUUAUAAGUUCCAUGUCUGCUCCUGUACAUACAGAACAGAUUUCAACUCCAGAAACUCCAUUACCUUCCCCUCCUCAAGGGUCUGGGCAAGAAUAUAAAAUGUCUGCAAAUCAGGCUUCAGUCAUUGCACCGCAAUCAAUUUUGAAACAAAAACCAUUGUGAUAAUGUUUCUGUCUCUGCCUUCCUUGUCUUUCCUCCCUCCCUCCCUCCCUCCCUCCCUUCCUUCUUUCCU